Molecule: messenger RNA, 10285 nt
Organism: Orussus abietinus
Lineage: Eukaryota; Metazoa; Arthropoda; Insecta; Hymenoptera; Orussidae
Exons: 8
Coding region: 506-3133 (875 amino acids)
Source: RefSeq, a predicted model, not a curated record
CGUUACCGCCCGCUAGGAGGCACUCGAUGGGUUUUUUAACGCGAGCAUGUGAACUGACCCCUCGAGGGAACUUGGUUUCUCGACUCGGUGCCGAAGUUUGGAAAAGUUCUUCCCGUAAGAAGGAAGGAUCACGACGCCGCGAUACGAGCCGAUUGCGUUCCGUUUCCGGGUCGAAGGAGCGCCUGGGCCGGUCGUCCGCGUUCUCGUCCAUCCUGGAUUGCGCCGGAUCGGUUCGGUUGAGACUCUACCUGGCUGCGCCCGUUGGCUCCCGCGAACGCGGAUGCUCCGCAGUGUGCCGUUCCGUGCAUCUUAUGUGCUGCCCACGGAUGUCCCUGGUCUCUAGUGGAUUCUGAUUCCGGUUGUCUCUCCCCGCGGGUGCGAACGCUUCUCGAUCGAUCGGACCAUUCCCCGCGGCGAUUGUCAGACCGAACGGCCGAUCUCGAGCCGCCAGAGCUGUCCUCGUCGGCGCUUUUUUCACCUCAAGUGGUAUCAAUGUUGUCUGGCAAUGGUGUGUAGUAAGGAGAACGUGGUAUCAUGGUUUGGGAAUCUGUCCAGUUAUAAACGUAUCGAUGUGAUGUGCACGCUGCUAAACAUGUGCUUGCCGUUUGAAGUACGGUACCUCGGCACUUGUGUCGAGGACCUUGGGAAGCGCGAGUACAAUGAUUUGCGCGACACGGAGCACCGAGCAAACAGUGCUACGGAUCUUACGGAACUGACAACCCUUGGCGUGACCGACAAACGUACCAGAAGGAAACUUGCCCUGUACAUGGCUCUACUUCACUCGUGCAACUAUUCGUGCGCAGUGAUUUUAUAUAAAAACCUCUCGAACGUCGACUUCCAAGAGAUCGUCAACCUGCUAAAUGGGACCACUUUCACGCAAGAUGAUCAGCCAUUGGAGGAGUUGCUUCUCCUGUACACGAUGGCGCUCAAUCAUCCGGCUUUCACUUACGAGCAGAAAAGCGUAUUCGGUAACAUUUACGUCAAGCUGCAAGACGAAGAGGCAAGGCUAACCCUUCAGAAGCCUGCUGUAAAUUCGACGUUUAAAUCAGCACAAAUGCCAGGCUGCCCACCGUGUGUCACCCCAACCGAUCGAGGUCUCGACGCAGAGGUUCCAGUGAACUGUAUGAUGCCACCGCCACCGAUGCAGACGUUCCAUGGCGACAUGCAAAUGCGAGGCACCGCUAUGAUUCCUGGUGUCCCUCCAGGUCUGACGAUGCCACCACAUGGUUUGUGUCUACCGUCUCCUGAGCAAAUGUCAAUGGGGACCGGGGCGACGGCGCAGUACCUCCACCUUGGGUUCCCCUCGAUGAAUCAUAUGCCACCGUGGACAGGUCAGAUUAUGAUGGGCAACCAGCUGAUGUACCACACCGGCGACAUGCUGGCUUAUCCACCUUCCCCCUUAGUCAGCCGCCAGUCCUCGCCCUCCCAGUCGCGUUCCCCGAGUCGAAGCAACUCUCCGAUGGGUCGCAGAACCAAUCCGAUGCCUCGGACUUCCUCGCAAGCGACCCAGCCCACUUCGAACUCUCUGACGACGUCGGCCAGCACCUCCGGCAGUCAGACGAGCAUCUCCAGCUCGAACACCACCUCCUUGCCUCCCCUUCCGUCAAUGGGCGCGAACAGAAGUCUUCCUAACCAACCGCCUCUUCUCUCGACAAGAUCCGUGCCCCUGUCAGUCACCACUUCCGGAUCCCUAUCUCGCCACAACAGCACCGACAACGCUUCCAUAGCGUCGAUUCCCCCUGUCUCCUCGAAACAACCGCCGCCACCUCCACGGUUACGACCUUCCACCUCGGGCGACUCGCUCAGGGAGACGCUCGGCAAGGAGAUGCCGAAUUUCAAGGGGAACUUGCAGAACUAUUCCCUCGACGAGAUUAGAAGAAUGAGCGACGAGGAACUGAGGGACUUGGGCCUGACGCCUAACGCAGUUGGACAACUCCGAAGCAUAGUGAAGGGUCAGACGAGCAACGGUCUGAACCAGAUUUCAUCUGAGAAAAAGCCGGAAAAUACCAACAACGUCAUGCAUUCGAUCGCCGAUCAGACCGAGAACGAGGAACACCUGCCAGCGCACCACCAUCAUAACCACGCGAACAACGCGAACAUUCGACGCUAUCCGACGAUCCCGCCGUUGGAACACGCACAGAUGCAGAUGUAUCCUGCUCCGCAGCCGGUGUACGCCGCGCAAAAUCCACCUUGCUACGCGUGCCUCACGGUACCGGUGGCCGGGAUGCAAAAUCGUUACCCAAGAUGCAACGCACAGCACGUCUACUGCCUGACGCAACUGCAGGCCCUGAGAUUGGACCCGGAGAGCAGCCGGCACUGUUCGCAGAGCAGCAGCUCCGAGAGUACUGGCAGUCGGUCGCCGCCGGAGACACCCCCGGCGGCCCCGUGGGCUGGGGGCGGGAACGGCGGCAACGCCGGGAACGGUGGCAACACGGGAAACGGCGGCGGCGGCAACGGCGCCGAGGGCAACCCUGCUCCGCCGAGCGUCAGUGAACACGUGGCCGCGGGUGGGGUCGGCCACGGGGCGGCGCAGCCGACCGCUCAGCAGGCCGCCCCGGCCGAGAGGCCACGCGCUAGCCGGAAGGCCCAGCAGCACAUGGUGCGCCACAAGAACAAUCAGAUGGUCAACGGCGGCGGCAACGCCGCCGGAGGGGGACCACCCCCGAGCCUGCCGCACUGCGUCUCCUUCCCGGUCCCGCCGACGCACUCACCGGUGGCCUAUCUGCCCCAUGGCCACUUUCCCGCCCUGAGACCGAGCACCGGGAUCUACUCCAACUUCUCCCACGCGGCCUACGCGAGGCCCGCCUACCCGGGCACCGCGUACCAGCCGAACGGCGAGUCGAUCUACCAGUACCCCGGCCACCCGGGACCCGGCGGGACACCCCCGCCCCCGCCGACGGCCGCGGCCGUCCCGACGCAGGCUUAUCUGCCCCCUAACCCGGUCGUCACCUACUCCCCGGCCGCUCCGGCCGUCCCUACCGGCAAGGUCUCGUGCUACAACUGCGGCAGCGGCAUCCACCACGCCGCUGAGUGCAAGGACCAGACCAUGGAAGACCUCACUAAGAGAGCCCAGUACCGACUGGAUUACACGAUAAUGAAGCAGCCUGGGGAUUGCCCAAGUUCAGACAAGUGAUCCCCUGCCAUGGACUACCCUACCAUCCACCAUCAUCGACAAAACUACCACCGUAACUACUACUACUACUACUACCACCACUACUACCACCACUACUACCGUUGCUACAAUCGUUACCGUCAUUAUCACUACCACCGUCGUAACCAAUACUACUACAGUCCCAACAUCAACACCACUGUCCAGCUUAAGAACCAAUCAAAAGACGACUACCGUUCCUUGUGUAAGUUUUCGGUGAUUUUUGUAGACAUCCCCUAUAUUCAGGACGGCGAUGAUUUUUUUAAGGAAGACGUUUCCCGGCUCGCGGUACCAGGUAUACUUUUUACAAGUUCUUAUUUAUGAUAGCGAUUAUUCUUAUGAUUAAUAUAAUUAUAAAAGGAUAAAAUAUAGCGUCGUGUACAAAGCAUUACGGAAUACGAAUAAUUCUUAUCUAUGUUUUAGGGUACGUUGUAAGAUGUUUUUUGUUCUUUUUUUUGUUUUUGAAAGUGAGAUAGUAAGCGAGAAUGAGAGCGAAAGGAAGAGAGAAAAUCACGUUAGGUAUCAGCUGCGCGUCUCUUCCAGACGGUACCUAUCUGCUACUUACCCUUCUUUCUUACCGUCUAGCAUUAACGAAUAUCGAAACGGUUGAGAGGAGAAAGUGAGAGGGGGAGCGAGAGAGAAAGAGAGAAAAAAGCAUUGCGCUUCUAUUAGGAAACACAAAAAAAUACCACGUUUGACUACACUUACUACGGAACUUCUACUUCUACCACUGUUUACUGUCUACUACCACUACUGUUACUACUAUCGCUACUGCGCCGCGGUUACCAUGUUUUUAUGUGUAUAUGUACAUAUACAUAUAUAUAUUAUAUAUUUUUCAAUUUUUGCGUGUGCGAAAACCAUAAGUGUUCGAUCGUUAGCUGCCGUUGCGCUCCUACGUGUAAGUGUGCGCGCGUGUCCGAGACGAGUGCGUGGGUGCGUCUGCGAGUGCGUGUCAGAGGACUAAAAAAAAAACCCGUUCACCGUUCGUUUAACAUCUCGUCGAUAAUUAAAAUCAAGGUAUACCGACGAUCCUCAUCCUAUUUAUGAUUAGCCAGGCGAUCACACGUGCAAACUUAAGCGAUUUUAUACAACUUUUAUUGAACGUCCAGCCUACGUUGUCGUUUCCCUCUGUUUUUUUUUUUAUUAUUAUUUCUCAGAGUGGCUUCACGAGCAUUAGACGGCUCUUGGGCAAUGACAGGACACUCGCGUGGACGAGCGGUGACGUUUGUAGGUGCGAGCCGAGUGGCGCGUUGCGGUGUCGAGAGCUGCCAACAUUUAAAUGCUGUAUUUGCAUUUAAAUCGAACACUUCGAUUCGGGGCUCACUCUGCUCGAGGUCCGACCACGUGUUCCGAUCGGACUUAGCCGUCCGCGAUAAGGCUGUAAUCGAUCGCUCAAACGGCUCUUUGUAUGCGAUCAGGGAUCCGAAGAGACACCUGAUUUCUGCGUGCGUUAGGAAGGAUCUUAAGUUUCGCUCGGUGGUGAUACGUUGACACGCCACGAAUAUGCGAUCUGUCGACUCUAGGCCUGAUCUUUGUACGUUCAACGAGGCCGAGAUUGGUUCCGAACCUGAGGAGAUACUCGUAGAAUUACCCCUUGAAAUUUUCCAUUGACAUUGAAGGCGUGCGGGAAUUAAUGUUAAUCAUAGCUACGAGUCUGCUUUAGAAGUAGAUUACGUUAUCAUUACAGUAAGCGCGAUCCGACGCAAUGGAGACGGUGGUCGGAUACAAUGUCCACUAGAUGAUACCAGGUUUUACUUCGGAGGUUGUGAUCCUCGCUUCCUUGGUCGAGACCUUUUGUUCCUCCGGUUGAUGAAGACCAAGCUGGGAGAUCGAUUUUCGUGUAGUUUCUCGCGAUUGCCAGAGGUUUCGGAGCCAAAUUUAGACCUCGGAUAAUACCUAGCCGGUAUUACUCUAUGAUAUAAUUUUAUGAACUCGCGUAUGUCCUAAUUUCGUCCUAUGUCCAUUUAGUAUCUAAGAUAAGGCAGCUGCCUACUGCGGAGGAAUUCGGUUUCCCUCGGAGAUGUUACCCCCCUUUGCGUAAUUUGUAACUCGGUACUAAAUCAACUUAACAUCGGUUGCUUAAACUCGUGGUUAGAAUUGCUUGCGAUCUCACAUCUUUGUACCGAGACGUAUGUGUAGCCGGGUCACCGGGUAAGGUACCAUACGACGAAGCAUUAACCGAUCGACUGACGAUGGCCAAGAUUCGGAGAGUACACUCGGUGAAUUGUCAAUGUCACGUGCAUUUGCAACGAAACUCUCGCGUCUAGGGACGAAUACGCGUUGCAUCCUCGCAUCGGCACGAUCCACCCUUGAGAGCUAGUCAGAGCCCAUGGGCUCAAUGAAGGUUCCGAAAAAAUCGUGCUUUUCCAGAAGGCACGACUGCCAUUCUUUGAAAGAAACUAGGAAGUCGCAUUUUGGAUCGGUGGAUACGAAGGAGGCCGAUUUACUGAUUUUUCACGUCGGACAGCUAACCUUGUCGCACGCCUGCGAUUUGACUGCUGGUAAUCUCGUGGAGAACCAAUUGCCGAGCCUCCUUUCCUUGGUUAGAAGCAAAGUGAGGGCAAGAGGAGGAAAUUUGGAAACGCAGAAAAUGCGGGAAAAGCGGAGCCGAUGACUUGUCAUUGAUUCGGCCAUUUUCUUGCUAUUUUGCGGGGCAAGUCGGAAGGGAGUCGGGUCGCAGGUGGGCUUUCGACGUCGCUACCGGGUAUUCUCGUUUGUACGUACUCAAAGUGUAUAUUUUUCAACAACGACCGACCAUGGGAAGGUGACACUUCCGCAAACUAAACGCGUGGACCUCACGUAGCCAGUCAUCGCCGUCGUAGAUUAAAGAUUAAUACCGUACCGUUCUCUAUGAUUUACUUAAACUUAAGCCUCUACCUUAAGCUCCGCUCUUGGACGAAGUAUCUUUUGGACGAAUCAGUGAUGGAAUUGUCAAUAACUUAGACUUUUAAACGGGAUGGCGAUAUCGAGCCCCUCUCGAUUCGACCCAGGAUGUUAUAUUACGGAUAUAGUCUUACUGCGAUAAGUCGAGCGGGAAAUGCUUCUCGAAAUGAAAUCUCGCGCAUUUCCUCCGAAGCCGAUCGUCCCUCCGCGCGAGCUUCCGAAGUUACCCUGAAAUUAUUUAAUAAUAUCUCUCCCUCGUCGAAGAGGGUCCCCGGUUGGGUGGAAAAAUCACCUUGGAUGUCGGAAACUUCGAAAUCUCAGGCAUGGGGAAUAGAUACUAUAUCGUCCCUUCCGAAAGUCCAAUUUAAUCGAAUCGACUGAACGUGGUUGCCAAGGCUCCUUGGGUCUCCUGCCGAGCAGCGAACAAUUUGUGAAGAAAAUUCAGACAGAUAGAUGCGACUCGAUCGGAGGAAGCCGAAUCUUGUCCGGAUUGAGUAGGAUUAAUCGAGUCAACCACACGUCGGGAGUUUGCUUAAAUUGGAAGACGGAAACGGUGAAACGUGGUUUUCGUAUACAGACUGCUCGGUGACCCAGGUGGAAUUCCCAAUUUCCUGACGGGUUGGUACUCUUAGACUCGUCUCUUCGAGUACGAAUCUCAAGGUUGGGGAUUCCGUCAAUGGGUUGUAGGGUGAUUUAACAGCUGGCAGCGCGUAAUGUGUACACGUAAUGCAGUUCCCAUGGGACUGAAAUAUUUCUUCGGAGCGGCGACAGCUGUCAAACGCCGCAGUAUGUACAAGCUACAAAUGCGCGCGACGCACAUUCGAGCCUCGUGGAGAAAAGACUCGGAAUCUAAGGACGACCCGUACGAUAACCAGGGCAAAGGGACGAGACGAUUUGCUAGAAUCUCAUUUCACGGUUUCUGUACUCCUUUUCCGAUAGACGACUCGAUUCUCUAAUCGAGUUCAGAGCAAUAAUGUAACCGAUCCACGUUAUCGUACGCCUCGUACGAGGAGACGAAAGCAGCAGGCAUUACUAGGAGAUACCACCGAGUAUUGGUCAUUAUCAUUCUCAUUAAGCGGUUAAUUGAGUCUCAUGAUUUUUCAUUUAUAGUCUUCAAUGUGGGAACUUAAAUCACGUACUCGUUCCUACAAUUUAGUUAGAAAAAUUCGAUCCUAAGUUAAGAUCAGUUAAGAUUCCUCGGGUGUCAAUCAGCUGUUGUAAGGCUGAAUGAUCAGGUUUGAUCACUCGUUAACUCGAGCCUCGCUUAAAAAGAUCAUGUAUUGCGUUUAAAACGAGAUAACCGUACUUGAUGAUGCACCAAUCCGCGACAUUUCAGGGAUGCGUACCUUCUGGCAAUGCCUGUCAUUUAAUCUCAGCGAGUGUCGCGCUGAUUCAUAUGCAAAACCUUGCGAAUCGAGACUCCUUACUCUAAGGUUAGCUCUAAGCGUUAAGCGUCCUCUUGUCCCGGUUACGUGUAACUCCUCGGAGACGGCUUAUGAUCUCGCCUAGAUGUGGUGAAAGAAGGUCCGGGACUCGUUUUCGAGGGCUGUGCUGAAAACGGACGAGCACUUUCCUCGUCGAGGCACUUCCUCGUCGGCGCAACGCGAAUAGAACGUAGGACAAGGCGCGCAAUCGUAAGCUUAAGGCUCCUACACCCUAUGUGUGGUUUGUGAUUCGCAAUUAGUGGUGCACCUUACACACAGAUAGUGUGCAUGGAACGAUGCGUAUGAAUUUUGUGCGUCCACGUCGGUGCACAAUCGGUGUGGUGGUUCGCCAUCGUGAGGUACCUUUUCAUUAGCGUCAACUUGACACUGAAACCCGGUGUUACGUAGUCAUAUGAUCUCGUUGGCGCUCAUGCGUCAGAAGCUCCGUGAAAAGAGGUUGCAGUGCCUAUACCGACCUGACUCUUGACGUUGAAACGAAAUUCUAAAUUUCGGGCGGUGAAAACAGGGGCUGUAAAGUCUGACCAAAAAUAGUACUAGAAGUUACUACGUUCUGGCGUUCGGUUGUUACUAAUAAAUUGGCACCUUUGGCGGAAAACUUGAUGCACUCAAUCGGAUCUUUGUUGCCCCUAAGCAGCGCGUUAAUGCUAGUUCAUCGCAUCGAAUCGUGACUCCAGAACCACUCAUAUAGUAACGUCAGGUCAUGACGACGAAUUUAUACGAAUUGGCGCACCACGAAUCGCGUACCAUGAAAGAAUAAAUCGUGAGUCAAGAACACCACGCGUAAGGUGUAACGUCAAUUCGACGAAUUUUUAUGAAUUGGCGCACUGCGAAUCGCGAAUCACGAACCACGUGGACCGCGAGCGCGUCCUGAUUAGGACGAGAGAACAUUCUUCCUCGAGGUGUUAAGAAGUACAGACAUACACAGAGACACACACACACAUACACAUAGAUGUAUCUCUCACUGUCGAACGUAGAUAGCCGAUACGAAGUAAUUUUAAUCGCGACGCGGCUCCAUCGCAUCUCUAAUUAAUCCUUGUCGAAAGGCCGUCGUGCAGUUAGCCGUUUUCGCCGGCGUUAAGAGUAACGAGGAGUGGAGUACGAGUGUUACGAGUAGAUGAGUGAUAGAGAGAAAGAGAGAUAUUCCGCAGGGGGGAAAAGAGGGAGGAGACGCAUUCGUCGCAAUCGAGAGACUUCGCACAACGCGGCGGCCCGUCCGAUGAAAAAAAAGAAAAGAAAAAAAAAAACAGAAAAUGAUAACGAAGGUUUCGCUGUAGAGUCCUCUUAAUCAAAACAGUAUUACGCCCAAGAGGAAAUCAAAAGUCUAUUAUACCAUAUCACUCGUUAAGAAGGGCUCCGGUUUCGAUUAUAACGGAGAGGAGGAAACAGGGAAAUCGCGGCGCGGAGUCCGUCGACGAGGCGACGUCGCAUGGAGAAUUGUCCGAUUUUGACGUCGUUUUUUUCGACCUUGGGGAUAAAUGGCACGACGUAAAAAUUAUGCCGAAUUCGGAGGUCAAUGGAGAACGCCUUUGUAAGGACGCGAUCGAACUAUGGACUCGAUUAAUCACCCGUGGAAAAUAUUGCGACAUCCCUGUCGCGGUCUGACCGCGCCUUAGAGACUCUUGUACCGUUCGGAGUAAUUGCGAAUUUCCGCUGUAAAAACACCGCUUACGGGAAAAAUUGUUCCGACCGAAAUUGUUCCCCACGUUGCGCGGGAGAGUUUUUGUCCGAGACUGUUUUCUCCAUCGUGCGCCGCUCAGGAGAUAAUCCGGGAUCGCAGCUUCGACAUUUUCACUUAUCAAGGCGGUACGCCUCGUCGACGGACCUUGAGCGUAAUGUACGCUGUAAUGUUAAUCACGCUCUAAUGCAGGAACAACGACGCAAGGGUACGGGCAAAUGAGGGAGGAAAGACAGGAAUAAUAGGAGAUAAGCGAGCAAAUUUAGGGAGAAAAAAAAAACGAAAAUAAAAAGCCGGGCUUUCAACGCGUUUCUCGAUAUAUAUAUAUGUAUAUGCAUAUGUACGGGGGUGUGUGGUUAGGCAGCGAUUUGCGGUGGGUUUUGGGGAUGAAAUGGGAUUAAUGUGCCGCAAAGCGGGAAGGGGGUGAUCAAAUCAAUUUUGCGUCGGCAUAGCGACUUACGUGCGUAAUACAUUCUUCUUUCCUUCUUUUUUUUUCUGAUUUUAUUUUUCCUUCCUGAAAGUGUGUAGUAUGCGUAUGGCGUCUCGCAGGGCCGGCUGCGCUGAUUCCCGUAGAAAUUGUAAUCGUCGACGCAUUCGUGCUGCCGAUUUGCCGAAAUUUGCCGCUGGUACUUACGGGCGUACAGUCGUCGGGACGAUUUCGAAGCUUCGAGUUGGGUCGAGCUCGAAAUUCUUUUUCGAAACGGCGCAACCGGUCGUUAUGGCCGCUCGUUCCCCGGGGGUGCGAGGCGCAGACUUACUUUUUAAGGAUUCAAACCCGAAGACACGAGUCCGUUAACGAUAGCUGCGAGUUACGAUUUCGAAGCCUCGCGUGAAACGAACGAAGGAACUGAAGGAAUUCCGUGCGGGGAAUUCGAGGGAAAAUUUAAAAGUUAGAGGAUGUCCACUGUUGUAAGUGCGAGGACCGAGACUUUGUCUGUUCGCGUUCGAGAUAAACGCAAUUAUCUGCUCGACUGUGCUCAAUAGCGAAAAAUACUUGGGAUGAAAGUUGCUUCUGAUGUUGAUACACGUAACUUUUGUAGGAGUCGAAUUUUCGUAUCGGGCACCGUCGAGGCGGAAAGUUGACGUUUUGUCGGGUAACGCGGUUCCGGUGUUUUUUAAGUAUAAUUUCUGUGA